Messenger RNA from Tripterygium wilfordii, 2864 nucleotides. RefSeq lists its product as uncharacterized. The transcript has 3 exons. Lineage: Eukaryota; Viridiplantae; Streptophyta; Magnoliopsida; Celastrales; Celastraceae. The record is from RefSeq and is a predicted model, not a curated record. Bases 133 to 2592 code for a protein of 819 amino acids. Gene Ontology annotation, molecular function: zinc ion binding; nucleic acid binding.
CUUCCAUCUUCGAUGAGCUAAACCACAGAUCUAAAACAUAUUGCUCUGCAACCACACUUGAAGACAAAGAGACGGAGAACAAGGCUUCGCGAAGAUCAGAUUUGUUGCUGGGUUUUUGGGGAGGUGUGAAACAUGGCAAAUGAUGGUGAUGAUGUUAGAGCUGAUGAUGAGGUUCGAGUUGAUGGUAAAGGAUAUUUAUCUGAUGGUGAUGAUCUUGAUGAUGAAGUCCUUGAUUCCUACCUAGCUAGUGUAGAACAACAAGUACUAAUAGAGGAGAUUAAUAUGGAGGAAGGUGAUAAAAGUGGAGGAAGUGAUAGUGAGAGUGAUACCUCUGAUGGUGAUGAAUCUUAUGAAGGAGAUAAUAUGGAGGAAGGUGAAUCUGAUGAAGUAGCUGAUGGUGAUGAAGUUGAUGUUGAGGAAGGUAGAAUAGCUGGAGGGGGCAGUGAUAUGAGUUUAAGUGAUGAUCCUGACUUCCAAUUAGGGUAUGCAAGUGAUGAGUUGCAGAGUUUGCACUCUUCUGAUGAUGAAACAGUUGUUGGACAAGGGAGAAGGAUUAUGCCAGAAUUUAAUACAAAUGCUGAUAUGAGUGAAGUGACAUUUGAGCUUGGGAUGCAUUUUACAAACUUGGCUGAAUUUAAGCAAGCUGUUAGAGACUAUGCUGUGGCAAAUGGAAGGCAAAUUCGAGUUGAUAGAAAUGACAAAAAAAGAUGUCAAGUUAAAUGCAAGGAUGGCUGCCCUUUUAGGAUUUGGUGCUCUAAAAUAAGUGGAGAGGAGACAUAUCAGAUAAAGACUUUUGUGAAUAAGCACAACUGUAGUAGGUCUUUUGUUGUGAAGCAAGCCUCUACUAAAUGGUUAGCCAAAAAAUUUUUAACAAAGGUUAGGGGUGAGCCUAGGGUAAAAUCCAUUGACUUAGUUGUGUGGAUCAAAGACAACCUCUCUAUCCAGGUAAAUAGAACACAUGCUUUUAGGGCAAAGAGAUUUGCACAAGAGAUGAUUGAUGGUACUCACAAAGAUCAAUAUCUGAGGCUUAGAGAUUAUGGUGCUGAGGUACUUAGGAGCAAUCCAGGGAGCUCUUGCUUUCUUAACAUUGUUGAGAGGCCUACUCCAGAAACACCAGCUGUAUUCAAGAGGAUUUAUGUGUGCCUUGAUGCAUUAAAGAGGGGUUUUAGGGCUGGGUGUAGGCCAUUGAUUGGGCUAGAUGGUUGUUUCCUAAAGGGUGUAUAUGGUGGACAUCUUCUGACAGCAGUUUCUCAAGAUGGUAAUAAUGGAAUUUACCCCAUUGCAUGGGCAGUUGUAGGUAAGGAAGAUGGUGAAUCAUGGAGGUGGUUUUUGGAUAGAUUGUUGGAGGACAUUGGACCUAUAGAAGAGAACAAGUGGUCAUUCAUGUCUGAUAGACAGAAGGGUUUGGUUCCUGCUCUUAUGGCAUUAGGAAAUGGAGUUGAGCAUAGGUUUUGUGUCAGACACAUUUACAGCAACUUCGCCAAGAGGUUCAAGGGUUUGCAGUUCAAAAAGCAGCUGUUUAAAUGUGCUAAGGCAACAACAUAUCAAGAAUUUCAGUUGGAGAUUGCAAAAAUGAGGGGUCUGAAGGAAGAGGCAUGGCUUUGGUUACAUGAUAUUCCACCAAACGUGUGGUCUAGGGCAUUUUUCAUGACCCAUUCCAAGAAUGAUGCCAUUUUGAACAAUAUGUCAGAAAGUUUCAAUGCCAAGAUACUGGAAUUUAGGGACAAACCAAUAAUCACACUAUUGGAAGAGUUGAGGCUAGAAGCAAUGAACAGGCAUGUCAAGUUGAGAAGAAAAAUGAGAAGGUACCAAGGAAAACUUGUUCCAAGGGUUGCUGCCAAGGUCGAAAUGGAGAGGGCAAACAAUGGCUAUUGGACAGCACAUUGGGCUGGGGAUAGUGGCCACUCCAUUUUUCAAGUGACCAAAAGGCCUGAGCAAUAUGUUGUCAACCUCAAUGAGAGAUCAUGCUCAUGCAGGUACUUUGACCUAACUGGCAUACCAUGUUGUCAUGCCAUGGCUGCGAUAGGGUAUGUCCAACGUGAUCCUGAGGAUUUUGUGAAUGAAUGCUACACCAAAGAAGCCUACAUGAGAGCAUAUGAAUUUUCUGUCAUGCCUACAAAUGGUGCAACACUUUGGCAUAGGGUAAAUGGUGAUCCAAUUCUUCCUCCCAAGUAUACCAAUGCACCAGGUAGGCCAAAAAAGAGAAGAAGAAGAGAGUUUGACGAACCAAAAACAACCAGCGUAUUGAGAAGAAGAUAUCCAUUAGUCAAGUGCUCCAAAUGUGGGGUUGAGGGGCAUAACAGGAGGACUUGUAAUGGACCAAACAGGAGGGAGGUGACAAAUACAACUCCAACUCCAAGUCCACAGACAAGGUCAUCAGUGGCUUCAAUUGGAGGAGGAGGAUCUUUAUCAAGAAUCCAAAGAAAUGUUAAUACAAAUGAGGCAGUGCCAAGUACAAGCAACACUGGGAGGAGCAAGAUAAGGGUGAGGAGGCAGGUUUCAGAACACACAUUGCAUGCUGUCACUUCAACAUCUAGAUACUCAUCCAUUGUGAAUGCCAGUCAAGAAUCAAAUGCAAGAGCACCCAAUUAAGGCUGGAGUUGGAACUGAACUUAUGUGUUAUGCAUUUUGGUAUAUUUGUUUAUGCUUUGCUAUUUGAGCACAUAUUUUGAUAAUAGCUUUUUGAGGAAUGAAUAUCGUUCCUGGUUAUGUUAUGCCUAUUAAGAUAUUUGGCUAUGUUAUGCCAUUUAAGAACUUCUUUUGAUAUGUUUAUAUUAGAUGAUAGGUUUUUGAGGAAUGAUCACCAUUCCUGGUACUUUGUUAUGUUAAUAGUUUGAAUAUUAAAUUAUAUAAGUUUCAAUGAA